AUGACUCGUCUUAAUCAAACACAAAUAAACAUGAUGCAACAUGGAACGAUGUCAUCAACAACAAAACAAACUAAAUCAACAGCCGAUAACGAAGCAAAUUUACUGAAUACUGAUUUAGAAGAAUAUCAAAAGGGAAAAAUACAACAACUCAUUAACAAGUUUCCUGACGUGUUCAAUGAGCAGCCAGGAAAAACAAAAAAAAUACAACAUCAAAUUAACUUAAUCCCUGGGGCACGACCAUUGAAUUUACCACCAUUUCGGUACGCACCAGUAAGAAAACAAAUUAUUGAACAAAACUUAAAGGAAAUGUUAGAUCAAGGAAUUAUCUCACCAUCCACGAGCCCAUGGGCAUCACCAGUUAUAUUGGCACCAAAAAAAGACGGAAGUUUACGCUUCUGCAUUGAUUACCGAAAAUUAAACUCAGUAACAAUUCGUGAUGCAUAUCCAAUACCAAGAAUCGAUGAUACACUAGAUUCACUGCAGGAAGCAAAAUUCGUAUCAACACUCGAUUUACGCUCCGGAUACUGGCAAGUGGAAAUGGAUGAAGAAGCAAAAGAAAAAACAGCGUUUGUCACACACAAAGGUCUAUUCGAAUUUAACGUUAUGCCAUUUGGAUUAACGAAUGCUCCAGCGACAUUUCAACGACUGAUGGACAUAGUAUUAGCUGGUCUCAAGUGGCAAUGUUGUCUUGUAUACAUUGAUGAUGUGGUAAUUUUUUCACCAACAUUCGAACAACAUCUGAUCGAUUUAGAAAAAGUCUUUCAAGCUCUUAGAUCCGCAAAUCUUACUUUAAAAGCAGCAAAAUGUCAAUUCUGCCGUCGAGAAAUGCGCUAUUUAGGACACAUUAUCACUCAAAAUGGCAUUAAACCAGAUCCAGAUUUAAUCAAAUCAGUAACAAAUUUUCCACAGCCGAAAAAGAUCAAAGAUGUUCAAUCGUUUCUCGGCUUAACCGGUUACUAUCGUCGAUUCAUCAAAGAUUACUCAAAAAAAGCCGAACCAUUAUUACAACAACUACGAAAUUCUCAAAAAGGCAAUCAUCAAUUGAAAUGGCCACAAGAAUGUGUUGAUGCAUUUGAAACAUUAAAGAAAAGAUUAACAAACGCUCCAAUCAUGAACACGCCAAACUUCGAACAGCCAUUUAUAUUGGAGCUCGACGCGUGUGAAUACGGCCUGGGGGCGGUAUUAACACAAGAAUAUGAAGAAAAGAAAUAUGUAAUAGCAUAUGCAAGCCGAACAUUAUCAACAGCAGAGAGAAGAUAUGGAGCAACAGAACGAGAAGCAUUAGCGAUCGUGUGGGCGAUAAAACAUUUUCGUCCAUACCUCGAAGGAAACAAAAUUUAUAUUAGAACAGAUUGUAAAGCAUUAGAAUGGAUGCGAACGGCAAAAGAUAUAACAGGUAGAUUAGUCCGAUGGGCAAUGAAAUUAUCGGCUUAUCAAAUUGAAGAAAUUAAAUAUCGACCAGGAAAAUCAAAUGCAAAUGCCGACUCAUUAUCUCGCAAUCCAUUACCGAAUGAUAGGGUCAACCAACACGAAGUAUCAACAAUAGAAACGGCUAUUAAUCUGUGA
Molecule: messenger RNA, 1566 nt
Organism: Rotaria sordida
Lineage: Eukaryota; Metazoa; Rotifera; Eurotatoria; Philodinida; Philodinidae
Source: the annotation of a GenBank genome assembly